AUGGGGUGACACCACCUAGAGAAAGGCAUCCAGCAAGGCAAGAAGAACUAAUUCACAGGACUGCUGGCUAGUGGUGCCAUGGUGAGAGAACAUGAAGUCAUGCUGGCUAAUUCUGAUACACCUGCUAUGGCUGAGGGACCAUCAGUGUGCGCCUACAAAGGAGCAAGAAAUCAAUCCACGCGAACAACUGAAAACAUUAUCUGAAGUUGGUGAGAAAUAUGUAGACGAAGAGGUAAAGAAAGCUCUAAUAGGCAUUAAGCAGAUGAAAGUUAUGAUGGAAAGAAAUGAAGAUAAACAUGUACAUCUGAUGAAAACCUUGAAGAAGAGCAGUGAGGAAAAGCAGGAGGCUCUGCGGCUUAUGGAUGAAGUGAAAGAACAAUUAGAGGAAGAAGAAAGACAAUGUCAGGUGGCUCUGAGAAAUCUCUGGGAUGAAUGUAAAACUUGCUUAGAAAGUAAUUGCAUGAGAUUUUAUACCACCUGCCAGCACGGUCUGUCAACAUUUACAAGUAAGGUUGAAGAUUUUUUCAGGAAAAUAUCUCCACUGACUUUUACUUUUCAUGAGGAUCAAGAAAAAGAUUUCCAGUCAAAUGAAAAGCCUGAGAAGGAAAAUGCCCAGCUAGUACAAAUGGAGGAUUUAUUUAGCCAGCUGUUAUUGGAUGUGAGCACAAUAUUUGAUAAAAGCUUUGCUUUUUUCAAACAGAUGCAAAAAGAAUUUGAUCAAUCUUUUCAAAUAUAUUUUGUGUCUGAUCUGGACUUUACUGAACCCUACUAUAUGCCUGCUUUCCCUGAGGAUCCUGUGGGAAACAGCGGUUUUCAGAAAGAUUGGGGUAUGCCAGGCUUCCUCCAGAUAUUUUUUGACUUCAGCAAGACUCUGUUUGAAGGUGUCAGCGAGGUGAUUUCUGAAGCAAUUGAUGGAUACACAGAAAGUGAAAGAGAUUUGCCAGAGGAAGCCAAAGAUUCUGACAGAAGUGGCAUGCUUUCAAAAAUCAUCCCAGGACAUAAGAGAAUGCUGUGUAAAGAGCUCCGUCAGAAUUCAUCAGGAUGCCCACAGUUUCAAGAGAGAUGCCAGAAAUGUCAGGAUAACCUAAUGAAAGAGUGCCCAAACGUCCCUGAACUACACAUAAAGUUUGAUGAAGCCUUUAAGCUGGUUAACGUCUCGGAUGAACAGUAUAAGCAGAUCCUCCAGGUGGUUCAGCGUCACACAGAAGACACUUCCUACUUGUUGAGCAAAAUGAAAGAAAGUUUUGGGUGGGUGUCGGAACUAUCCAACGUGACCAUCGGACCAGAAAACAUUUUCAAUAUUGUAAAGGUAUCACCAAGUGUCCAAGAAGCAGAUUCUUUCAGUCUGAAUGGAACAGUGGUCGAUGUGAAUAUUCUGACUUCUCCUACUUUUACAAUUAAAGUUCCUCAUAAUUUAAACAUAGGGAGUUCUGAAUUCAUUGAAUAUGUAGCUGGGAAAGCUCUGCAACUUUACAAGCAGAAUUUUUAAGGAGGUAAGUUAUUUGUCCUUGUGUAGUGAACUUAAAACUUAGUAGUAUCCAUCUCUUUUUUCUGCAUUGUAACUGACUUAAGCUGGAACAAGAUUAGGUCUAUUAUACAAUCUAUGCCUGUCUCUCCAUUAGAGAGAUGGAAGAUAAAAGUAGUAUGAAAAACAAAACCAAAUUUCUUGGUCUGUAACAUUCAGACCUGUCAUGCUUAUGGCCAUAGAUCACAUUUAUUUAUUUAUUAGAUCCUCUCACUCUAGGUAAUAUCUAGGACAAGAUAAUAUUGAGGCAAGUGUUCUGUGCAAAGAUAAUUGUGUCACAACUACAGAACAGCUCUCCAGUGCUCUGUCAUUAGAUACCUUACAUUCAUGUUCCUUAAUCAAAAAGAAAAGACCACUGAUCCGUCUGAUCAUCGUUUAGGCCAUCUUGCUCUGCUUGACACUUUUUAAAUAAAGAGGACGAAUUCAGAAUAGAUGUAUUGACAUGUAAGAGCUCAUUAUAAUAUUGUGCUAUACGAACUUGGGAUAAAUAUUGCUCUUUAGAUUCACCUACAAAGUAGAAGCAUCCAUGUUUCCUCCCACCAUUUGUGUGGAAGGGGGCACAUGGCCGUCCUCCCUCCUCUGGGUCUCACAGAGGCUGCACUGCAUGUUUAGGGAUCUCCUGGAGGGAAAGGCAGGCUGGAGAGAUGCAUGAUGUUCUCUAACCUGGCAGAGAUUCUCCAGAAAAGAUAGUUAUUACCUAUUCCGUGGAACCUCCCUCACAGUUCUGAGUUGCACUGAGAAUGGGACCUGCUCUGUGAAGGCACAGGCCUUUCUACAAAUGACCCCGGCAUCCCAUGGUUCCAUUAAGAGUGCAUUCGGCUGGGGCAGAUUGUAUGACCUUUAGGUAGGGAUGAGGCGGGCAAAUCCUAUCCUUGACAGAGUCAUGUGAGGGGGAAGAAAUCUUUGUAAAUGGGUGAGGGGAUUCUCGCAUAGAUUUCUAGUGUUGCCAACUCCGAAUUUUAAUCAAAAGUGUAAUAGUGGGUGUUUUCUUUAAAGCCCCAGCUCCUGGAGUUUUUGAUUAUUUGAGAAUUUCAGCCCAUUUAAAAAAAAAAUAUGUUUCAGGUCUGCAGAGGAAAAGCUGGAAAAUGGGGCCUGAGCUCAUUAGAAAGGCUCAAAAACCAGCAAGCAAAUAAAAAGAACACAGCACAGAGUAUACUUUAAAAAUCACAUGAUGUUCAAUGCAAUCUCAUAAUUUUCUGGGGCCUGACUCAGGAUUUUUGAACACUGGGGAUUGGCAAUAUUGAAUUUUUUCCCCAGAGUCCCUUCCUGCAGAAGAACGAACAGGGCCUUUGACUGUACAUAUAACAUAGUAAAACAAGACUAUCCUGAACUUUGAUUUGGCUAUGUUGGUGCAUAUUACAUCAGAAAUGUACACAGAAGUGAGCCAUUUUACAGGGAAAUAAGAAAUCUCAUUUCACCAUGGGUUGUUUCUUUAUAGCUAUUGCUGCUAUUAGAUCUAACUAUUAGCAAUAAUCACUCUUUUUUCACCUCACACAAACCUAAGUUUGAGAACACUAAGUACUAGAAGCCUAAUGGUAAUACCGUAUUUUCUGGCGUAUAAGGCUACUGGGCGUAU
Molecule: messenger RNA, 3101 nt
Organism: Pelodiscus sinensis (Chinese soft-shelled turtle)
Lineage: Eukaryota; Metazoa; Chordata; Testudines; Trionychidae
Source: RefSeq, a predicted model, not a curated record